Trichoplax adhaerens is the source of this 957-nucleotide messenger RNA. RefSeq lists its product as uncharacterized. NCBI's taxonomy places the organism in Eukaryota, Metazoa, Placozoa, Uniplacotomia, Trichoplacea, Trichoplacidae. The record is from RefSeq and is a predicted model, not a curated record. The transcript has 3 exons. Bases 1 to 957 code for a protein of 318 amino acids.
AUGGCUACUAGCAAGCCGCAUUACGCAUAUAGUUACGCGUUGUCGCCUCUACCUCAAGAAUCGGUACAAAUUGUUGGGCAGCCGAUCAUGAGGCCACAACCACGUCCACCGCCGCCACCAUUACCUCCACCAAUGAAUAAUGCCGUUAUCCUUCCAGUGCUACAACGACGUGAACAUGGCUUGCGUGUUAACGAAGGAGAUCGAUUCUUAGCAUAUGCUAACCCUAGCGGAAAUAAUGUAUAUGCUAAAUCACAAGCUCAUCGCCUUCUUCCUCCGACUAGUGUGAUGAUACGCCCGCGUUAUAUGCCAGCUACUAUCGGUAGUGCACCAGUAGUAGCUACUCCUGUUGCUCAUCGGCCAAUGCACCAUGCAACUGGUGCAACUUCUCCUUCAGCUUAUGGUUAUUUGACAACGGUUCCAAGACCACAGAUCUACCGACCAGUUAUAAACGCUAACACUCGCAUUGCUAUGAUGCCGGUUAAUGGUCAGUACACCGAAGCAAUCAGGAAUGGGCUUGGGCCUUCUUAUGCAGCUAAUUCCAAUCCUAUCAAUCCUUCCAACAUGGUCUCACAACCACAACAGCAACAACAACAGCAGCGCUUACAAUCAGCCCCUAUCAUGAACAACAUUGUAAAGGAAAAAAAUCCUCCAGUACGUAAAAAGAAGAUUAUAAGAAUUACGGAUCCAAAACAAGGCAAUAAGGAUGUUACAGAAGAGAUCUUACAGAGCUCGUAUUCCUCAGACGGAAAGAUUGAAACAAUGUCAAUUUAUGUUUAUGUAUUAGUUCGGGCAAUUAACGGACUCAUUGAAGUGGUUAAACUAGAGAUUAGUUCAGAUUUCAGCAACGAGGUUAUCGUGGAAUCAGGUCCUAUUUUUCAAGAUUUACAUUGGGGAUCAACACCUUCAAUUCAUAGAGCAUGGAGUUUUCUAUGCGUGGGUAAAACAAGAUCAGGGUGA